Molecule: messenger RNA, 3329 nt
Organism: Ipomoea nil (Japanese morning glory)
Lineage: Eukaryota; Viridiplantae; Streptophyta; Magnoliopsida; Solanales; Convolvulaceae
Product: plasma membrane ATPase 1
Exons: 21
Coding region: 249-3119 (956 amino acids)
Biological process (GO): proton export across plasma membrane; regulation of intracellular pH
Cellular component (GO): plasma membrane
Molecular function (GO): ATP binding; P-type proton-exporting transporter activity; ATP hydrolysis activity
Source: RefSeq, a predicted model, not a curated record
AUGCGUAACUGCUCACUGAUCUUUCUGCCAGCAAUUCCGCUGCUUUUGUACGUUUGGUGAAUUCGUGUUGGUGGGCCGACUACUCAACUCUAGCCUUCAUAUCCAAAAGAAAAUCCCCAAAACGUUUGGUUUUCUAGAGUGUUAUUGUGUGUGCUCUCAUGCUUCUGCUGCAUCCUGGGUUCUGAUCCGGAAGGAAGCGUUUUGGUAGACGGAAAGAAAGCUGAAGCCGAUAGAUUGGGAGUAGGAAGAUGGCGGAGAAGCCUGAAGUUCUUGACGCUGUGCUGAAGGAAACGGUUGAUUUGGAAAAUAUACCCAUUGAGGAGGUGUUUGAGAAUCUCAGAUGUACAAAGGAGGGUCUUACUAGUCAGGCAGCCCAAGAGAGGUUGGCCAUUUUUGGGCACAACAAGCUUGAGGAGAAGAAGGAUAGCAAAUUCCUGAAAUUCUUGGGCUUCAUGUGGAAUCCUCUCUCGUGGGUGAUGGAAGCUGCAGCAAUUAUGGCAAUCGCACUUGCAAAUGGAGGGGGAAAGCCCCCAGAUUGGCAGGACUUUGUUGGGAUUAUUACAUUGCUGGUGAUAAACUCCACCAUUAGUUUCAUUGAGGAGAACAAUGCAGGCAAUGCAGCAGCAGCUCUCAUGGCUCGUCUAGCUCCAAAAGCCAAGGUCCUUCGAGAUGGAAGAUGGAGUGAGGAAGAUGCUGCUGUUUUGGUGCCUGGGGAUAUUGUCAGUGUUAAACUGGGAGAUAUAAUUCCUGCUGAUGCUCGUCUACUUGAAGGAGAUCCAUUGAAAAUUGAUCAGUCUGCAUUGACAGGUGAAUCUCUUCCUGUAACUAAAGGUCCUGGAGAUGGUGUUUACUCUGGUUCUACUUGCAAACAAGGAGAGAUUGAGGCCAUUGUCAUUGCUACGGGUGUUCAUACCUUUUUUGGAAAGGCCGCACACCUGGUUGAUUCUACCAACCAAGUGGGCCACUUCCAAAAGGUUUUAACUGCAAUUGGAAACUUUUGCAUUUGCUCUAUUGCUGUGGGCAUGAUUAUAGAGAUUAUUGUCAUGUAUCCUAUCCAACACCGAAAGUAUCGUCCUGGGAUUGACAAUCUUCUUGUACUGCUCAUUGGUGGAAUUCCAAUUGCCAUGCCAACUGUCCUUUCAGUAACAAUGGCAAUUGGUUCGCAUCGUCUUGCUCAACAGGGAGCUAUUACAAAAAGGAUGACAGCUAUAGAAGAGAUGGCUGGAAUGGAUGUUCUUUGCAGUGAUAAGACAGGAACUUUGACAUUGAACAAGCUUACUGUUGACAAGAAUCUUAUUGAGGUGUUUGCCAAGGGAGUCGAUCCAGAUACUGUUGUUCUGAUGGCAGCUCGAGCAUCAAGAACGGAAAACCAAGAUGCAAUUGAUGCUGCUAUUGUUGGGAUGCUUGCUGAUCCAAAGGAGGCACGUGCUGGCAUUCGAGAAAUACAUUUCCUUCCAUUCAACCCCACCGACAAGCGAACAGCACUUACUUAUCUUGACAGUGAAGGAAAAAUGCACAGGGUCAGCAAAGGUGCUCCGGAGCAGAUUUUAAAUCUCGCACACAACAGAUCGGAGAUAGAGCGCAGGGUUCAUACCGUGAUUGAUAAGUUUGCAGAACGAGGCUUGCGAUCACUUGCUGUAGCCUAUCAGGAGGUUCCUGAUGGAAGGAAAGAGAGUGCUGGAGGACCCUGGCAAUUCAUUGGACUCAUGCCUUUGUUUGAUCCACCAAGGCACGAUAGUGCUGAGACCAUCAGGAGGGCUUUGAAUCUUGGAGUUAAUGUUAAAAUGAUUACUGGUGAUCAGCUAGCAAUUGGAAAAGAAACCGGGCGGCGUUUGGGAAUGGGUACAAAUAUGUAUCCUUCAUCUUCUUUGCUGGGACAGAGUAAGGAUGAGUCAAUUGCUGCAUUACCUAUUGAUGAACUGAUAGAGAAGGCAGAUGGUUUUGCUGGUGUUUUCCCCGAGCACAAGUAUGAGAUAGUGAAGCGCUUGCAAGCAAGGAAGCAUAUCUGUGGAAUGACUGGUGAUGGUGUCAAUGAUGCUCCAGCUUUAAAGAAGGCUGAUAUAGGGAUAGCUGUUGCUGAUGCAACUGAUGCAGCACGCAGUGCAUCUGAUAUUGUUCUUACUGAACCUGGUCUCAGUGUCAUCAUCAGUGCUGUUUUGACCAGUCGAGCAAUCUUUCAGAGGAUGAAAAACUACACGAUUUAUGCUGUUUCUAUCACAAUUCGUAUAGUGCUUGGUUUCAUGCUGCUGGCUCUAAUAUGGAGAUUUGAUUUCCCACCAUUCAUGGUUCUUAUCAUUGCUAUUCUGAAUGAUGGUACUAUUAUGACAAUAUCAAAAGACAGGGUGAAACCAUCCCCUCUUCCUGACAGUUGGAAGCUGGCUGAGAUUUUUGCUACCGGAGUUAUUCUUGGCGGUUACUUGGCAAUGAUGACUGUCAUAUUCUUUUGGGUAGCGUAUAAAACCAACUUCUUCCCGAGAACAUUUGGCGUGGCUACACUUGAGAAGACGGCUACUGAUGACUUUAGGAAGCUUGCAUCUGCGAUCUACCUUCAAGUUAGCACUAUCAGUCAGGCACUGAUAUUUGUCACGAGAUCACGGAGUUGGUCAUUUGUUGAACGUCCUGGUGUAUUUCUUGUUGUUGCAUUUGUGAUUGCUCAACUAGUUGCUACUCUAAUUGCUGUCUACGCGAAUUGGAGCUUUGCGGCGAUUGAAGGCAUUGGUUGGGGUUGGGCUGGGGUUAUUUGGCUUUACAAUCUUAUUUUCUACAUCCCCCUUGAUUUCAUUAAGUUCUUCACCCGCUAUGCCCUUAGUGGGAAGGCAUGGGAUUUGGUUCUUGAACAAAGGAUUGCUUUCACCAGGAAAAAGGAUUUCGGCAAAGAACAACGUGAACUGCAAUGGGCGCACGCGCAGAGGACACUUCAUGGCCUGCAAGUUCCCGACACCAAAUUGUUUAACGAGGCAACUAAUUUCAGUGAACUUAAUCAGCUGGCCGAGGAAGCAAAAAGGAGAGCUGAAAUUGCCAGAUUACGCGAACUGCAUACGCUAAAAGGUCACGUGGAAUCCGUGGUGAAACUGAAAGGUCUUGAUAUAGAGACAAUUCAGCAAGCCUACACCGUUUAAGGUGAUAGCGAGCGAGCUUAGAACGAAGACGUAAGCCGCCAUGUAUCAAGUUGGCCUAGCUCUAGUUCUCUGGUUUCAUUUAGUAUAUUUACUUUUCAUCCCAUCUCCCCCUGCUAUUUCCUUCACCCAGAAGGGCCAGAACAUAACAACAAUGCCCUGAAGUGGAAAACAAUUUAACAUUAAAUAUAGUAGUUUUAUUGUCUGCCUAUA